Zingiber officinale is the source of this 1021-nucleotide messenger RNA. RefSeq lists its product as uncharacterized. The coding region runs from base 89 to 769 and encodes 226 amino acids. NCBI's taxonomy places the organism in Eukaryota, Viridiplantae, Streptophyta, Magnoliopsida, Zingiberales, Zingiberaceae. The transcript is spliced from 3 exons. The record is from RefSeq and is a predicted model, not a curated record.
CUUCACUGCAAAUGAAUUAAAAAAGAGGACCUGAAAAUCGAUCCAAUUAGGGUGCGAACUGCCUCGCGUCCCACACGGCGGAAGCGACAUGGACCACGGCUGCCGGCGCCCGACGGCGGAGGAAGUAAUCUCCCGGCUGAAGGACGACGGCGACUUUGAUUCCCUCCGCCUCAAGAUCAUCCGCAAAGUUAAAGAAAAUGAGGAACUACGAAACAGAAUUGUAUCUGAAGUUAAACAAUCCGUUGUACUUAAUGAAGAUGAGUCUGAGAAAAUGAAGUUAAGAGAACUUUCUGAUGCUAUUUAUCAAGAGCUUGGAAGCAAAAUUAUGGGGCAAAUUUCAGAUGAGGUUUGGAAGAUCAUCAGAUCAUCUGAGAAUGAUAUCAGGGGGACAGUGGAGGCUGUAUAUGAUAGAAUUGUCAACCCAAAAGAAAAGAAACAAGAUACCUCUUCUCCCCAUAAAGCACCACAAAGUGAUGGAAAAAAGGGUCAUGAUUCUCUUGUAACACCCUCAACAAGUGAGAUUAAUGUAUCUGAUACAAAUGAACAGAUGGAAGCGCCGCCAGGUUUUGAUUCUACCGAUCGGCCGAUCAGUAAAGUAAAAUCUGAACCAGUGCUCCAAGGCAAGCAACCCCAACCAUCAAAUAAAGAUCCCAAUCAGGCAGAACAAGUUGAUAGUCUACCACCUGGCUUCGGCCCAGUAGCUAAGUCUCCCAUCCGUCCAAUUGUUGUCGCCGAUGAGGACCCUGAUGUUCCUCCCGGUUUUGGGUAAGGAUCCUCCAGCUAGUUCAAUGGCUGUUUUGAUGAAUUUUAGGAUAAAAAGAAUGUUAUGAUGUAUCCAUUCUUCACUGUUAUCAUUGGAGAUAAACCAGUCUCAAAGCUGCAGUUGUAUAUGUAAACUAUAACUUGGAUAAAUUUAGCGUUUAUGCUGUUUUUUAUUUGCUGUAGCAUACAUGUAUUAUAGUAAUCUCCAGAUGGACAUUUUACCCAUCUUGUGAAUAAUAAUUACAAGCUCAUUUGGCUC